Messenger RNA from Penicillium brasilianum, 3348 nucleotides. The record is from the annotation of a GenBank genome assembly. NCBI's taxonomy places the organism in Eukaryota, Fungi, Ascomycota, Eurotiomycetes, Eurotiales, Aspergillaceae.
AUGGAGGCACUGAUCAAUGACCCUCAAAGCCAAGAUCUAGAUAUUCUUCUGAUCCAGGAGCCCUCCAUCACCACGUACCGCACAUAUGUUAAUCACAGCGCCUGGCGGCUAUAUCGGCCUACCGCACAGCUCGAUGCUAAUCGGUUUCGCAGCCUGAUCUAUAUCAACAGACGAAUCUCUACCUCCUCAAACCCACCACUUUUCACUGGCGAUGACGCAUCGGCAUUGCCAGCUCUCACUACGAUUCAGAGCUCCAUCGCAGCUGCCACACAAAACGAGCAGCGGUCGACCAGUAUUAUUAUAUCCGGCGACUUCAACCGACACCAUCCGAUAUGGGGCGGCAACCACAUCGCGCCUAAGUUCAUCGAGGAUGCCAGCGACCUAAUUGACUUUUUCCAAACCUAUAACCUCUAUGGCUGCCUCCCUCGAGGCACAGCAACUUACUGGGCCCUGAACAACCCAGGACAAAACUUAACCAUCGAUCAGACAGUGACAGAUAGCCCGGAUCUGCUCGUCAAAUGCCAUCUAUACCACGAGAACUACGGAUCUGACCACCGCGCCACCUACUCAGAAUGGAAUUUGCAGCCUCAGACUAAACCAAGAACUAAAGCGAGGAAAGCGUACGAGCGGGCGAACUGGUCCAAGAUCGGCGAAGAAGUAGCCCGGCAGAUGAGUUCAUGGGAGCAGAUUAAGACCCGGCCAACACUCGACCGAGUGGUAGAGGAGCUUAUAUCAGUAACGGCCCACGCGGUCGACCGAUUCACGCCUGAUAUACACCCAACGCCAUACUCUAAGAGAUGGUUCUCCCCGGACCUCAAGGCGAGCUGCGCAGAGCUCGGACGAGACCAUGCUAGCACCACGGCUACCUUUGAGGCCAUGCAACAAAAGCGGCGAGCUUGGACCCGGACAAUAGAGAAAGCUAAAGUAUCACACUGGAGACAGUUUCUGGACGAGGCGGGUAAAGGAAAACUCUGGAAAGCAGCGACCUAUAUGAAAUAUCGAGAAAUAUGGGGAUGCACCCCAACACUGCGAGCUGGCUCUGAGGAGAUCAUCCAGAACGAAGACAAAGCAAAGGCGUUCCUCGACGCGUUCUUCCCCGCAAUGAACACGCCCGAGCCUAGCCCACCAGCUUCACCACUCCCGGAGCUUCUAUGGCACCUAAUCACGGAACUUAAGGUUAAGCGAUCACUAAGAAUAGCGAGAGGGACGACGGCGCCAGGGGAGGACAACCUACCAAUGUUGGUCUGGAAAAAAGUAUGGGUAUAUCUGAAGGCCUUUAUUGUCCGCGUCUUCACGGCAUGUCGCAGCGCCAAGAUCAUUAUAUUACGGAAGCCAGGCAAACCGGACUACUCGCUUCCUGGCGCCUAUCGACCAAUCUCACUACUGAACACACUCGGCAAGCUUCUCGAAGCAGUUAUAGCGCGACGUCUGUCCUAUUUGGUAGAAAAGCACGGCCUGCUGCCGAACAGCCAAUUCGGCGGACGCCCAGGCCGAACAACCGAGCAAGCCUUGUUGGUGCUAUCUAAUGCGAUUGACCAAGCGUGGUACAAACACAAGGUAGUAACAUUAAUUUCGUUCGACCUCAAGGGUGCCUUUAACGGGGUGAACAGGGUGAGCCUAGACUACUCUUUACAGGCGAGAGGGAUUCCGACGGUGGUACGGAAGUGGAUUGCAAGCUUCAUGAGUGACCGACAUGCCAACAUCGGCUUUGACGAUUUCCGCACCAAGACAGAGCCUCUCGCGCAUACAGGGCUAGCAAAGAGGGGUGAGCAUCUAGAAGGGCAACUUACCUCUAAUGGAACCGAUGUGAAGCCGUCACCUACGGCAAAACUGCUGGGGGUGAUGUUUGAUCAGGAACUCCGCUGGAAGGAACACGUUCAACAGGCCAUCAAACGUGCUACUAAAGUCACUAUCGCUUUAAGUGGGCUACGACACCUGCGACCAGAGCAAAUGCGACAGCUCUACCAAGCGUGCGUCACGCCUAUCGUGGACUAUGCAUCAACAGUUUGGCAUGACCCGCUUCGGGACAAGACUCACCUCCGACAACUGAACACGAUACAGAGAGCCUCAUUGAUCCGAAUCCUCUCGGCAUUCAGGACAGUAGCGACAGCAACACUAGAGGUAGAAGCCUACAUACUCCCUACCCACCUCCGCCUCCGCCACCGAGCGCAACGCACCAUCACAAGACUACACACUCUGCCUCGCGAUCACCCCAUCUGGAGUGCCCUAUCACGAGCCCAGAGACGCAGGGACAAUAUGAGAUCACGCUACAGGUUCCCCCUCGCGGAAACUCUCAAGACCAUGGACCCGUCUAGGUUAGCAGCACUAGAAACGAUCGACCCAAGACCGCUACCACCAUGGCCUACCGAGGCGUUCGCGGAGAUUGAAGUCAAUUCAGACCGGGAGACAGCAACGGAACGGGCUGAGACCAUACGCGCCACAUCAGACCUCAUCGUCUAUUCAGACGCUUCAGGACGCAAGGACCACCUCGGGGCGGCCAUCGUUACACUCAACGAAAGUGACGAGGUGAUUGAAUCUCAACAGGUCCAAGUGGGGCCGAUGGACCGUUGGUCAGUUCAUGUAGCGGAACUCAUUGGCAUCUUUUAUGCGGUCAACAUGGCGUUCAAACUGUUCCACCAACGCUCAAACGCCGCAAACGGGGUUCCUGUAACAGCAACAAUCCUAUGCGACAGCAAAUCGGCCUUGCAAGCGAUCCAGAACGUGAAGAAUAAAUCAGGGCAACGCAUCGUCUAUGCGAUCCUCCAGGCAGCCACCGAGGUUCAAGGGGAGAACAUCAGACUUCGCCUCCAGUGGAUGCCAGGGCACUGUGAAAACCCAGGGAACGAUACUGCAGAUCGACUCGCCAAAGAUGCCGCGGAGAACGCGUUUGUCCGUAGCAAAAUUCAUACCCAGUGGGAACAAGAGUGGAGGACAAGCACCAAAGGUGCUCACCUACGAAAGAUAGACGGUGGCCUACCAGCGCGGUACACGAGAAAGCUCUACGGGAAUCUACCAAGGAAUCGCGCCUACCUGCUGACGCAGCUACGCACGGGUCACAACUGGUUAUCCACCUACGCGAAGAAAUUCGGCUUCCGCGAGGAUGAUCUAUGUGAAUGUGGUGUGCAGGAGACUGUCGCCCACGUGCUGAUGGAAUGCCCGAGGCUCCGAGAGCUGAGGGUAGAAUUGAGACGGAAAACUGGAAAUACGCUGAGCGGUGUGUCGAGCCUGCUGGGAGGCUCAAACGAAGGUGAGCAAGGUAAACCAGACAUCGUCUCGAGAGCCAAGACGGUUCAGGCCGUCUUGGACUUCGCCGAGGCGUCACAGCGGUUUCGCAGUCGUGCGCCAUAA